AUGGAUGAUUUACAGCAAACAAGCAAGGCUGUUAUAGCAGCAGCUGCAGAAAUUAUAACUCUGAGACCAUACCGAAACGGAAGUCCAUUGAAGAUAAUGAGAAUCAAAGCAACAAGGGAAGGCACCGGAGAUAAGAAAGGAAGAAAGCGCCGUGCAAAGGGACACCUGCUAGAAGCUUUGAUUUCACAUCUUGGUCUCUCAGCCGAGGAAACAACAACAAUUCUCCGAAGCCUUGCUGCUAGACGAGAACUUCGUUUCAUGAAACAACGUGACUGUGGACUUACCAUCUCUCAAUGUGCGGCAUUGAUGCUCUACCUUCCUGUUACUGCCAGAGGCCUCGAACGGUUGCAGCGAUUCGUAAAAUGGGCUCUACCCAAUAGUCUUGGUCCAUCAUUUUUGCCAUCAUCAUUGAGAAAGAAUCUUGCCAAGUUUUCGAUGGACACAUUUGAUUUGAAGCUUGGAUUUGAGCUUGUUGCCCUGGAAAUUGGUGGAUCAACAAGAAAUCGAAGGUGCCUUCAUGUUUGGAUAAGGGAGCCUGCUGUUGCCAUCCAACGUCUUGUGCAGAGUGCAUUGGUAGCUGCAAAGUUUGAAAGAUCGCUUGUUUUCUCUAACCAUAUAGAUGAGCUUGUUGUUAUUCAGGGCUCAGACAGAGGUGGUGAUAUCACGGCUAAUCUUGUCAGAAUUGGCAAUCGAUCAGGUGGCAAUGCCUCUCAGCACUGUCUGCCUCUUUCUUUCUAUGAGUUAGGAAAAGAGAGUUAUUUCAAUCUUCGGCAGACUAUUUUUAAUCCACACAAACCAACACGCAAUUUCCUCAUCGGUCUGCUUGAAAAGAACUAUCACAUGAUCACUGUGACAAUCAGCAACGAAAGUGGAGCUGUUAUGGAUGCUCAGUGCUCGAUGCUUCGGUUUGUUGUUCCAAGUAUGAGCUCUGGUCACCGUAUCUCUUUGACCCGUCACCCCGAAGAUGAGACAGCCCCCAUUCGAGCUGAGAAUCAAGAAAGGGCAUUACCUCCAACCGUACAUAUCAUCGAUGCCACUGAUGAGGAAUCACUCAGAGGAAGUCACGAUAUUGCUUCACUCUCUAUUCAAAUGAUUGUUUCAAGUGCCGAGGAAGAUGAUGACAUUGUACACAGAGGUUUUAUUCUACGCAAUUGCUUGGGACGAAUUCUGUUAACCGAGUUCUUUUCGGAACAUCUUCUAGCGGCAACAGAAGACACUUUGAGCUUUAAUUGCUUGUUGGUUCGCGGCUUGACUUCAGAUGACAUCAAGUGCAACACAACUCUCAUGGGCCAAGGCACUGCGUCAGUCAUGCAUCCUUGCACAAUCUGUGUUGCUGGAAAGAAGGAAUUUGCCUCGUAUCUCACCAAACCCCAAGAUGAGCAACCGGCCAACAGAGCAGGCGACUUUGCCAAUCCAAAACUGUACGAAGACUUUGUGGAAGCGGCCAAAGGUAGAGUAGAUUGGGUUCGAAACAACUCCACAGGUCAGGCAAAGACAAUGAAACAGAAAUACUUGAGUGUGGUCUUUGAACCUUUACUCUACACGCCACCAGAGGCAAAUUCAUGCUCUGAUAUGCAUGUGUCAAGUGGCUUGCUUACUCAUUGCACUCAGCGAAUGUUGGUUCACUUGGCUGAAAUCGACAAGCUGACGGGAUGGUUGGAUGGUCUCACUGCUAAGUUGGACAAUGCAAGAGUUUUUAUAAAUGCAACGAAGUCAAGUUCAGAGAAACUACGAAAGCAAGAUACAAAGCUCGUGCAUGACAUCCAAGCUGCACAACUCAUGGGAUCGGCUCAAAUAUCGAAGCAACUCGAAGCAGAGCGAGAAAUACUUUCUUUGGAGUUGAUGGCUGUCACCAAGUCUCGUGAUGCCGCCAAACUCUUCAUUGAAAAAGGAAAUGACUUUGUGCAAGGAGUAGCCAAGAAGACAAAGUCUCGAAUUAUGGGGCCGGCAACUUAUGCAUUCAGAAAAGCUUACGAGGUUGAUGGAAGAGUCGCGUUUCGAGUUGAGAAUAGUGGUUUUGAGUUGUCGAAUGCUGAUGGAAUUCGCGUGCUUGAGAGAGCCGACAAGAUCAUCAAUCGAAUGCACAAAGUUUUCGCCAACAACCACAACCUAGUACAGUUGCAGAAAUCUGUCGACACGCUCAUGGAAAAGUUUGCUUUGAUGACAAAAUUGCUCUAUGGAAUGUCUGUGAUGAUGAAGAGCCAAAGAAAAUGGACAACAGAGGCGUGCGAUGAAUUUGAAUCAGCUGCACGACAAUACGGGGAGCAAUGGAUUGCUUUUACCACCACAGGAGAGGGUGGUUCGGAUGAGGCAACCAUAUUCAACAAAUUGCAUGUUUUAGUCACGCACCUUCCUCAAUUUGUCAGGCAGCAUGGGAUGCUUGGGAGAUGCUCCGAGGAAGGCUUCGAAUCCUCUCACAAAUGUAUUGAAUCAGUCCGAAAACCUUUAGCUUGUAUGACAUCUACAGAGGACAGAGCACACACAAUCUACCGCAGGACAAUGCUACAAUCAAGGCCUGAGAUUGAAAGAACAUUUGCAGGCAUCAAUGAAUGUUUCACGCAACAAAGAAGAGGACCUUAUCGAAACAAAGAUCGAUCCAAAAUGAAAACAGCUGAUGAAGCGCCUGCUGCCAAAGAGUUUGGGCAUAUCUCUCUACCCAAAGGAUUCACUCAAUCUAUCAAUGGUUAUGUCAUCAAAGAAGACUGGAAAGAAUGUUUUGAAUUUGUUUGUUUCAGUAGAGUGCCGGCAUACUGGACAAGUGUCUUCGCUGAGGAUGGAUCAUUGGGAUAUCACGUCAACAAAAAGGGAUGCAUUGGGCAGCAGCAUUGCAUGGACACAGUGGCACCAACACCCAAAAUUUCCGAGGCUCGCCCCAUUGUCGGGAAAAUUGUGGCCCUUUUGCUCCUCCAAUGGACCCAAACAAGCAAACUAGGAACUGUCAAGCAACAGAUGCUCUCUAGAGUGCUUCUAGUGGAAUCUUACAGUCUCUACAGUGAAGAUAACGACGUCAAUACAAUGGUUGGUUGACCUAUUACACCAUUUGGAGCCUCGGAAAGUUUCGAGUGGUAUAUAGCAAUAUUAUUGUGGUUACCAACUUUGCAAGCCAGCCAGCUAAUGUCCCUGUCACACACUUUUGAACCCAUGUGGAAUCUUGAAUUCGAAAGAAUGGACUGCCACGAAUUCGAAAGAACGAGUGUGCCUCGACCAUCUUUGGGGACUUCUUGUUUGAACCAAAUCCAUUAAAUCUAUUAUCAUACUAGCUAGAUCAGAAAAGGUGCCAAUUUCUAUUUUAAUAGCGUAACGUACCCUACCG
Seminavis robusta is the source of this 3313-nucleotide messenger RNA. Lineage: Eukaryota; Bacillariophyta; Bacillariophyceae; Naviculales; Naviculaceae. The record is from the annotation of a GenBank genome assembly.